This is a messenger RNA of Cavia porcellus (domestic guinea pig), 1334 nucleotides long. RefSeq names its product 2,4-dienoyl-CoA reductase 1 (gene Decr1). The transcript is spliced from 10 exons. Gene Ontology annotation, molecular function: 2,4-dienoyl-CoA reductase (NADPH) activity. NCBI's taxonomy places the organism in Eukaryota, Metazoa, Chordata, Mammalia, Rodentia, Caviidae. The record is from RefSeq and is a predicted model, not a curated record. Gene Ontology annotation, biological process: fatty acid beta-oxidation. Gene Ontology annotation, cellular component: mitochondrion. Bases 216 to 1223 code for a protein of 335 amino acids.
UGCUGCUCUCCGCCUUACAAAACACUCAGCCUGUAGCCCUUAGAAAAGCGUCCGGAGGCGGAGAGAGGCCGCCCCCGAUCGAGCCCCGGGACGCGCGGCUGCCCUUCUCCGCCCGCCCCGCCCCGCCGCCGCCCCGGCCCGCCCCGGCCCGCCCCGGAUCCCCGCGCUCCGGACCCGCCCCUCGCCUGCUGCCUUCCGACAGAUCUGCAGGCGACAUGGCGUGGCUGGGCCUUGUGCGGGCUGCUCGGGCGUCCCAGCUGCGCUGUGGCCUCAGUCCUCGGCGGUUUUUCAGUCAUGGAACAAAAACACUACAUCAGAACAUCAAUGCUCCACAGUCUAAAUUCUUUCUUCCACUUCAAAAGCCUAUGCUACCACCUGAUACUUUUAAAGGAAAAGUGGCAUUUAUUACUGGAGGGGGCACCGGCCUUGGCAAAGCAAUGACAACUUACCUGUCCACCUUGGGUGCUGAAUGUGUGAUAGCUAGCCGGAACAUUGAUGUUUUGAAAGCAGCUGCAGAACAGAUUUCUUCUCAAACUGGAAAUAAGGUGCAUGCAAUUCAGUGUGAUGUGAGGAAUCCUGAUAUGGUUCACAACACUGUGAUGGAAAUGAUCAAAGUCGCAGGACAUCCUGAUAUCGUGAUAAACAAUGCAGCAGGGAAUUUUAUUUCUCCCACUGAAAGACUCUCUCCUAACGCUUGGAAGACCAUAUCUGAUAUAGUUCUAAAUGGCACAGCUUAUGUGACACUGGAAAUUGGAAAACAGUUAAUUAAAGCACAAAAAGGAGCAGCAUUUCUUGCCAUUACAACAAUCUAUGCUGAGUCGGGAUCUGGUUUUGUUGUACCAAGUUCUUCUUCCAAAGCUGGCGUGGAAGCCAUGAACAAGUCUCUUGCAGCAGAAUGGGGUAAAUAUGGAAUGAGAUUCAAUAUAAUUCAACCAGGACCUAUAAAAACCAAAGGUGCCUUCAGCCGCAUGGACCCAACUGGAACAUUCGAGAAAGAUAUGAUUGACAGAAUUCCUUGUGGUCGGCUUGGGACUGCAGAAGAGCUUGCAAAUCUUGCUAUUUUCCUUUGCAGUGAUUAUGCUUCCUGGAUUAGUGGUGCAGUCAUUAGAUUUGAUGGUGGAGAGGAAGCAUUUAUUUCAGGUGAAUUCAACAGCUUAAGAAAGGUCACCAAAGAAGAAUGGGACACAAUAGAAGGACUCAUUCGAAAUACAAAAGGCUCCUGAAGUCACUGUGGCUCUCAUCCAAAAUAUAGUCCAAAUUAGGACGUGGAAAUGUUAUAAACUGACUGUAAUCUUUUGAAUAUUUUGAAUUCUAAUAAAGUUUCUAAUACCAAA